Molecule: messenger RNA, 1733 nt
Organism: Selaginella moellendorffii
Lineage: Eukaryota; Viridiplantae; Streptophyta; Lycopodiopsida; Selaginellales; Selaginellaceae
Product: nicotinate phosphoribosyltransferase 2
Exons: 14
Coding region: 32-1645 (537 amino acids)
Biological process (GO): NAD+ biosynthetic process
Molecular function (GO): nicotinate phosphoribosyltransferase activity
Source: RefSeq, a predicted model, not a curated record
GGAGUAGAAAUUUAUUAGGGUUUUGGACAAAAUGAUAGCUCGGCCCACGAAUCCAAUGGUUUCCUCUUUGCUCAAUGAGAUGUACCACGUAACUACAGCGUACGCGUACUGGAAGGCUGGCAAGCACCUCGAUCGCGCAGUCUUUGAUCUGUGCCACUGCAAGCCUCCAUUCGGGGGCGAAUUCACAGUCUUCGCGGGGCUGGAGGAAUGCCUUCGUUUCGUUGCGAAUUUCGGGUUUGAGGACUGUGGGAUCGAUUACUUGCGGAGUGUCAUGCCUUCUUAUGUGGAGGACGAGUUCUUCGGGAGCUUGAAAGCGCUCGACUGCUCGCAAGUGAUCAUCCAUGCGAUUCCAGAGGGAACAGUGGUUUUUCCGCGGGUUCCAUUGAUACGAAUCGAAGGGCCUCUUUGGGUGGUGCAAUUGCUCGAGACAACUUUCUUGGCACUUGUGAAUUACGCAUCUCUCGUCGCUACAAAUGCCGCAAGAUACAGACUCGUUGCUGGAAGCUCCAAAGUUUUGCUUGAAUUUGGCCUUCGUCGAGCCCAAGGCCCAGAUGGUAGCAUCAGUGCAUCAAAAUACUGCUACUUAGGUGGCUUUGACUUCACAAGUAAUCUCGAGGCUGGACGGCUUUUUGGCAUACCAGUGGGUGGAACACAUUCGCAUGCUUUCGUGAGCUCAUUCAUGGGCCUUGAUGAGAUUGCGUUGUCUCGCACUUCUGAAAAUACAAAAUUUUGCAAAGACUUUGGCGCAAGGAUACAGCAUUGGCUUAGCAAACUCAAGGCCGUGGAAUCUCUUCAUGUAAAAGAGACCAACGAGAGCGAACUCGCGGCAUUUGGAUCGUAUGCCUUGGCAUUUCCGGAGGGAUUUCUUGCGCUCGUCGAUACAUACGACGUGAUGAAAAGUGGUGUUCCAAACUUUUGUGCAGUUGCAUUGGCACUCCAUAGCCUGGGAUACAAGGCCCGUGGCAUACGCUUGGAUUCUGGAGACCUGUCGUACCUCUCAAAGCAAGCCAGGGCUUUCUUUCGCAGCGUCGAGGAAGAACUCAACAUCUCAGGCUUUGGAAACACAACGAUAAUCGCGAGCAAUGAUAUAAACGAGGACACCAUCGACGCUUUGACAAAGCAGGCUGACGAGAUCAAUGGGUUUGGGAUUGGAACUCAGCUGGUGACGUGCUACAAGCAGCCAGCGCUGGGUUGCAUUUACAAGCUCGUGGAAGUAAAUGGCCACUCCCGGAUCAAAAUCUCCGAGGACGUGGCCAAAGUCACCAUUCCUUGCAAGAAACAGUGCUACAGGCUUUACGGCGAACAAGGCUUUGCUUUGGUAGAUUUGAUGCAAAAGGACGAGGAGCCGGCUCCUCAAGCUGACGAACCAGUUCUUUGCCGGCAUCCAUUCAAUCUCAACAAAGUUUACGUGGUUCCAAAACGAGUGGAGCCUCUGCUCCAGUGCUACUGGAAGGGAUCACUAGAAAAAGAAUUGCCAUCGCUCAAAGAAACGCGAGAGUACUGUCGCCAGCAGCUGGCUGCAAUGCGUCCGGAUCAUAUGCGAAUUCGUAGUCCAACAUCUUACAAGGUGAGUGUGAGCGCCCAGCUCUACGAUGACUUCCACACAGCCUUGUUCAACGAAGGUCCUGUCAAAGAGCUAAGAUAGCAAUGCUAUCAAAGGUCUCUUGGUUAAUUUUUUUUUUCGCGAAAAACCUUGUGUACCAUUUUUUUUUUCCGAUAUAACAUGAAAGCUA